This is a messenger RNA of Scatophagus argus, 3113 nucleotides long. RefSeq names its product potassium voltage-gated channel subfamily S member 3-like. The transcript has 2 exons. Gene Ontology annotation, molecular function: protein binding; voltage-gated potassium channel activity. Gene Ontology annotation, biological process: protein homooligomerization; potassium ion transmembrane transport. The record is from RefSeq and is a predicted model, not a curated record. Lineage: Eukaryota; Metazoa; Chordata; Actinopteri; Scatophagidae. Gene Ontology annotation, cellular component: voltage-gated potassium channel complex; membrane. The coding region runs from base 275 to 1774 and encodes 499 amino acids.
CUCCAUCCCUCCCUCGCUCUCCUCUCCUCCUCUCUGGCCCCUCCCUGUUCCCUGUAAAAGGGAACAAGCUGCCGCUGUGCCGCCGUCCCGCCUCCAGCUCUUCUUGUCCCGUCCGUGAAGCUGCAGCAGUGCGCGCUCCUUCCUCCACCGACUCGCGUUGUGCGCCUUCCUUUUUGUUGUUGUUGUUGUUGUUUGUUUUUUAACCAGAAUGUGAAAACUAAACCACCCGGAUAAAAGUUAUUUUCAUGGAAAGAAAGGCUCCAAGUACAGGACAAUGGGGUAUGGGCAAAUCCUCCACCGGCAGGGGAAUGAGGAGGGCCAGGUCCACCUCAAUGUGGGAGGUGUGCGACACAAAGUGGAUCCAGACACGCUGCUCCGUUUCCCUCACACACGCCUGGCUCGUCUGCUUCACUGCCAAAGCGAGGCGGCGAUCCUGGAGCUGUGUGACGACUACAGCCCUGCUGACAAGGAGUACUACUUUGACAGGAAUCCCCGGGUUUUUCUCUGUGUGCUCAACUUCUACUACACAGGGCGCAUCCACAUGAUGGAGGAGCUGUGCGUCUUCUCCUUCAGCCAGGAGAUCGAGUACUGGGGCAUCCAGGAGCUCCACCUGAGCUCCUGCUGUAACAGCUGGUACCACGAGAGGAAGGAGUAUAUCGAGGACAGAGACUGGGACAUCAGGAGCGACGACCAGCAGCAGCCGAGCUUCAGCUCUUCCUUCGAGGAGCUCUCUGCUCUCGAUAAAGACCUGGACAAGUUCAAGGGUGCCUGGUGUGGAGAAGUGAGGAGCUACGUCUGGCUCAGGCUAGAGGAUCCGGGUCACUCAAGAGGUUCAAAGAUCAUCGCUGUGGCCUCCCUCAGCUUGGUGUUGACCUCAAUCGUUGCCAUGUGUGUCCACAGCAUGCCCGAGUUUCAGCGUGUGGAUGAAAAUGAGAGACCCAUAGAGGAUCCUGUCCUCACCAUCCUGGAGGAGAUUUGCAUUGCCUGCUUUUCUGCUGAGUUCAUGAUCAGACUGCUUGUUGCACCCUCACGCAGGAAGUUCCUUGGAAACCCCUUAAACAUCAUUGAUGUAGCCUCCAUUUUGCCAUUUUACGCCACUUUAGCUCUGGAAACGGCCGAUGAGGAGAGCACAGAGGAGAGUGAGGACUUAGAAAAUGUGGGAAAGGUGGUGCAGGUUCUGCGCCUCAUGAGGGUUUUCCGAAUCUUGAAACUGGCUCGUCACUCCAUCGGGCUGCGAGCGUUGGGUGCCACCGUCCGCCACAGCUACCACGAAGUUGGUCUGCUCCUUCUCUUCCUCUCAGUUGGAAUCUCCAUCUUUUCUGCCCUCAUCUACUUUGCAGAGAAGGAAGAGAAGAACACAGAUUUGGGGACCAUCCCUUCAGGCUGGUGGUGGGCCACAAUCACCAUGACCACCGUGGGUUAUGGUGACACCUGCCCAGAAACUCUGGCUGGGAAGAUAGUGGCCACGUUGUGUAUCAUCUGUGGCCUGUUAGUGGUGGCUCUGCCCAUCACUAUCAUCUUCAAUAAAUUUUCAAAGUAUUAUCAAAGAAACAAAGCCAUGGAGGGACAGUGCAUCACUAAGCCAGAAAGACAAGACCCAGAACUCCCAUACUAUAACAUCAGAGACCUGUUCACAGACAGUUUGUAUCCCUUUAUAGGAGCGUUUGCCUUCAGGACCAGUCAGAGCAGUGCCGGGGACGAUACAGAUGCCUCCAGUCUUCAGGACAUAGAGGUGUAUGAUAAUGACACUUGUGAAAAUGGGGCAGCAAAAUGAGAUUACUGCCAUUUCACUUAGUGUCACUCUCUUUAUGAUUGAAAGUUACUCCAUGUCCCUCCGGGCAGAGCGUUCCAUCACUGACCCUGCCUCCAUGCCCUGUCUUCCUCCUGCAAUUUGACAGAGAAAUAUAGCGGCCACGAUUUUUUUUUCUACAAGGGAAUAGCUUGUGAAAUAUACAGCAUUGCUAAAACCAGGAAUUCUAAAGGGAAUUAUCUGAACCUUGCUCAGAGGUUUGAAAGCCCAUUUUCUGCUUGAGAAAACUCCGACGAUGCAUGUAGGAGGCCAUAAUGUUAAUGUUUUUCAAAGUAAUGCCCUGUAUUGAUUCGUCUGCUCACUGAAAGUUCAGGCUGAGACUUCGGCGAAUGCGAAGUCUGGAAUGACAGCAACACAGUUUGAUGUUUAAAAAUGGCAUUACAGACCUGUAAGUUGACUUAUGUCUCACAGUCUGCAUGAACCACAAUGAAUGCUUUUUAAAAGAGAGUACUAUAUGUUAGUUGUGUAGAAUUAUGCAAUAGUAUUGAUGCGGAGAGGCCGUGCAACUCUCUCUUGGAGCACUGUGGAAUAUGUCAGCUCAUUGUUGUUACAACUUCUGUUCUGGACAGUUGUUUUGGCAUGCUGGAUGAUUCCUGGGCUGGGGGGUGUACCUCGUGAAAAUAAAAAUUGGGAGAAACAUACCUCUUAUUUGUGACAUGGCAUACAGUUAGCUGUACUACUUGUCCAUUGAGAUAAAGGUUUUCACCUCAUAGCCUUUUCUUAUGGCCAUAUAUUGAAUGACUAUAAAAUCUAAAUGGAAAUCAUCAGCAAUGUCUUUUCAUCAACAGUAAAAAUGCACUGAAACUGCAGAGGAAACUUUCCUUACCUAUUCCGUCUUUUCCUGAAAGUAUUGAUUUUCUGUCCCCUGUUAUAAUCUCUGGUUGGAUGAGCUGCUGCCCUUCAAGAUGUUAAAGAUCUUUUCACUGCAGGAGUCUCAAAGGUGUUGACUGGAUACAGUUGACCGGACACAUACUGCAAAAUGUUGCGUGAACCACUUAAUAUCAUAUUGGUCUUAAAGUUUUUGUUUUUUUGGGGUUUUUUUUUGCUUGCUGGCUGAAUUUCAUGGCAGCUGAGUGAAUGAAACCUAUUAAAAUUAUAGUAAAUGGGUGCUUGAAUUUGAGGGGACACAGUUCUUACUCCACAGUAGGUUGUGUAAAGACUUAACAGCAGCCUAACCUAAACAGAUAAGCCCAUUACCGUCUGGUUAUUUGUUAAUGGCAUUAAAUGAGUUUCAGUUUCUGAACGUCCCGUAUCAGGUGUGCAUCACAUAGCACAUUAGUGUUUUGCUUAAUCCACACUUUGU